This is a messenger RNA of Pararge aegeria (speckled wood butterfly), 1803 nucleotides long. Its product is annotated as androgen-dependent TFPI-regulating protein-like. The transcript has 6 exons. NCBI's taxonomy places the organism in Eukaryota, Metazoa, Arthropoda, Insecta, Lepidoptera, Nymphalidae. The coding region runs from base 99 to 824 and encodes 241 amino acids. The record is from RefSeq and is a predicted model, not a curated record. Gene Ontology annotation, cellular component: membrane; endomembrane system.
UUUUAUAAUUCUGUAUGAAACCACUAUGAUAAUUUUGAAAGAAAGAUAAUUAACGAAUUUUUACGGGACUUUCACAGAAGGAGACUUUCACGGAGAUAAUGGCGAACAGAAUAAUAUACCUACGCAUUUUAGGUUACAUAUUAACCAUAGCAAUGCAUGUUGGCAACCUGACCUAUCUCCGUAUGACUAUGAAACCCGAGCAGUUAAAGGAUCCUCAGCUGAUAAGUUUCAGAAGGUUACAGCCAAGAUAUUUUACUGUUUGGACAUUUGUUCUACAUAUAGUCCACGCGUGGGUUGGUAUCGUCUGCGAUUAUCUGAUACUAUACAACUCAAAGACCAAACAUUACAAACUGCCAAAGCAUCUCAAAGGGUUCAAGGAUACGUUGUUCAGUGCUAUACUGUGGCCUUCUACUUGGGUGGUAUUCUCAGUUUUCUGGACCCUAUUCCUCUAUGACCGGAACCUGAUAUAUCCAGACUUUCUAGACAAGAUACUCACGAGCACAUCAAAUCAUAUAAUGCACACAGCGAUUGUUCCGGUUGUCCUUUGGGAGGUAUGCUUCCGACCGAGAGUGCAACCUAGGUCCCAUAAGCGGAAUAUAUUCCACUUGGCAUUCCACUUGCUAUUAUAUUUUGCUGUGCUAACCUACACAUACAUAGAGCAAAACAUAUGGAUUUAUCCCAUAUUCGGGGUCUUCUAUGGCACUAUAUAUUUCCCGUUGUUACCUAUAACCGUUGGAGUUAUUGCGUUUACAUUUUACUUUUUGCAAUGGACAUUAAAUAAUUAUAUAUGGUCAAGUGUAACUAAAAUAAAGAAAGUUAGAUAAAAUUAUAUUGGUUGCCAGCUAUAUCUGUAAAGAAAUCUUCAACAUCUGUAUACUGUUUAAGUAAGUAAGUCAUAAACAAAUUAGCAAUCGGAUCCGCUGUUAUGUUAAUAAUAUAAACUUUUUUCGCAAUUUGUUUGUCGAAAGACAAGCGUUAAAUAAAAAAAAAUAUCGAAGGUCGUCACCAACGAUUAGUUUUUACUAAAAUAUGAAUCUGUCUGACAAUGUCUCACCAUAGGUACGAAACCCUCACAUAGUUGAAAUCCACACAUUUCUUCUUCCAGUAGGCCUAUCUACAGUGUAAAGAAAUGUAUUAAAAUAAAAUACCACUCACUCCGUAACUUUACGAUUAGAAAAAAAACAGACUUUAAGUAUUAAUGUGGUCGACAAAACGCAACUUUCAAAUCCAAAAAAUCUGACCAAGAGGAUUGAGGGUUCCUUAACGUGGAAGGAAAUGUUAAAAUGAAUACAAUAAACCAGCGAGGGAAGCGAAGCAUUUCGAAUUUUACAACCAAUCUGGAUGAUUUGGUACGCAGGUUUUACAACGUCAUAGAUUUUUUGUCGGGUAUUUUUGAUUGGAGGGAUUAUUAGAUCCGAUUGUGAUUUAAGAAGGUUUAGUUUGGGUUCAUUAAACUUUGGUGAGGAUCAGAAUAGCUCCCAAAAUACAGUUAAUUGCUCAAUUUUUUUAUUUCUACCUGUGGAUGGGACCCUAUUGUUGGAAAAAUAUUUUCGCGAGGUCUAUUUAGUAUGUUAAUCAAAAUUAAAGAUGGGUAAUUACAUAUUUUUUAUUUUUAAACUUUUUAUUUUAAUUGUUUUGGACGGCAUAAACAAAAAAUUGAUUAAGGUGCGACUACUCUACUCUACUACUCUACGGGUUGGAGGGCUCUACGUUACUAAUUUAACCAUUUCUAAUAAAACUAUAUUAGCGGUAUCGUAUUAUGUAGGAUUCUGUGAAUUAUUAUUUGUUUUUAAAAAGUGUGUA